UUCUGCUAAAAUGAGUGCCUCCCAAGAGAGUAAACAAGAGGACGCAGUUUCUGUGAACAGUUUACCUGAAGAGAUUAAUGGAUGCGGCCUCUCACAGGAGAAGGACAAUGAUUCCCGGAGAUCUGAGAAGGAGAGACCAGAGUCUCCUACACCAUCCUGUGUGUCUAUGAAGAGUGACGACUCAAUGCGACAACCGUUCAACUUUAGUAAAGAACCCUGCAGAAGUGACAGAAAUGAGGAGAAGAGAGCAGGGUCUCCUACACCGUCUGGUGUGUCUAUGAAGAGCAGUGACUCAAUGAGACAGCCAUUCAACUUCAGCCAGGAACCAUUAAGGAGUGACAAAGGAAAUGAGAAGAAGAGAGCAGAGUCUCCCACACCUUCCUGUGUCUCUAUGAAGAGCAGUGACUCAAUGAGACAGCCAUUCAACCUCAGCCAGGAACCAUUAAGGAGUGACAAAAGUGUGGAGACUGGAGACCUGGAGCAGCAUCACAGAGCUCUGGAGGUGUUCUGUAAGACUGACCAGACAGACAUCUGUAAAGUCUGUGCAGUGGAGGAGCACAAAGGCCACAGUAAACUGUAUAGGGAGAUUUCUAAUGUACCAGACACACCAAGCCUUCUGCAGCUCAUCUUAGGGAACAUGAAGACAGACAUCUUCAAUAGCUAUAAGAGAGAACUGAGUGAGAACUAUCCAGAGUGCCUGGGAACUCAACAGGAGGAUCUCAGCAUCUCCGGUGUUGUUGAGAAGAUGCUGGAGAGCUUCGGAGAACAGGGAGCUUUGAGGAUUACGCUUUACCUUUUGGAUGUUGCUCUUUCCUUAAGAAAGGUCCAAACAGACAAUAAAACAAAUCUGAAAAAUAAAUUUCUACAUGUGUCAGAGGGAAUUGUUCCACAAGGAAAAUCAACCAUUUUGACUGACAUCUACACAGAGCUCUACAUCACAGAGGGUGGGAGUGGAGAGGUCAAUAAUGAACAUGAGGUCAGACAGAUUGAGAUGACCUCGAAGAGACAAGUCACCACAGAGACUCCAAUCAAAUGCAAUGAUAUAUUUACAACACUUACUGGACAAAGAAAACAAAUCAGAACAGUGCUGACGAAGGGGAUAGCUGGAAUUGGAAAGACUGUCUCUGUUCAAAAGUUUAUUCUUGACUGGGCUGAAGGAAAAGCAAAUCAAGAUAUCAUAAAUGUCAUAGUCCCUCUACCUUUCAGAGAUCUUAAUUUGAAGAAAGAAAACUGCAGUCUUAUCCAGCUUCUUUAUCAACAUGCUCCAGAGCUUAAAGGGAUAAGAGAUAUUGAAAAUGAACAAGUCAAAAUGCUCUUAAUUUUUGAUGGUCUGGAUGAGUGUCGAUUUCCUCUAGAUUUCCAGAACACAGAGAUUUGCUGUGAUGUGACAAAGUCAACCUCAGUGGAUGUGCUGCUGACAAAUCUCAUCAAGGGGAAUCUGCUUCCCUUUGCCCUCCUCUGGAUAACCUCCCGACCAGCAGCAGCCAGUCAGAUCCCUCCUGAGUUUGUUCACCAGGUCACAGAGAUCCGUGGAUUCAGAGAUGCUCAGAAGGUGGAGUACUUCAAGAAAAGAAUCAGUGAUCAGAGCUUAGCCAACAGAAUCAUUACACACAUCAAAUCAUCAAGGAGUCUCUACAUCAUGUGUCACAUACCAGUCUUCUGUUGGCUUUCAGCCACUGUUCUUGAGAAUAUGAUGAGUGAUGCAGGAACUGGUGAAAUACCCAAAACUCUGACUGAGAUGUACACACACUUCCUGCUCACACAGAUUAGCUUGAAGAACAAGAAGUACCAUGGACUCACCGAAGAAAACCCGAAGAAGCUGACUGAAUUAGACAGAGAGAUGAUCAUGAAACUGGGAAAACUGGCUUUCCAACAGCUGGAGAAGGGAAGUCUGAUAUUCUAUGAAGAUGACCUGAGAAAAUGUGGCAUUGACGUUGGUGAAGCUUCAGAGUACUCUUCAGUGUGCACAGAGAUCUUUAGAGAGGAGUUGGGACUGUAUAGAGAAAAGGUUUACUGCUUUGUGCAUCUGACCAUUCAGGAACAUCUUGCUGCAGUGUAUGCACAUGUUUCAUGUGUGAAAGAGAGUACAAAUGUUUUCCUCACAGAAAAAUCCAGAAGCGAAGGAGAUACGUUGAAGCUGUCUGACCUGCACCAAAGUGCAGUGACCAAAGCCCUGCAGAGUGAGAAUGGACACCUGGACCUUUUCCUCCGCUUCCUGCUUGGCCUCUCACUAGACUCCAACCAGAUUCUUCUACAAGACCUUAUGACCAAAAACAGCUCAGAAUUGACAGAACACAGUGCUGUGGAGACCAUUAAAACCAUUCAGAGGAAGAUUACAGAGGAAUCAUCACCAGACAGUAUUAUAAAUCUAUUCCACUGUCUGAGUGAGCUGCAUGACAACUCUCUAUUGGAGGAAGUCCAGACUGAAUGCAGAUUGGGAACUCUCUCCACUAAAAAGAUGAGCCCAGACCAGUGUUCAGCUCUGGCCUAUACGCUGCUGAUGUCAGAGGAGGUGCUAAGCUUGUUUGACCUGAAGAGAUACAAAACAACAACAGAAGGUCAGCACAGGCUUCUCCCAGUACUGAGGACCUGCAGGAAGGCCAGACUUGAUCAGUGUCAUCUCUCAUCUGAAUCAUGUGUAACUGUGGCUUCAGCUCUCUGGUCAGUGAACUCAACCCUGGGAGACCUGGACCUCAGUUACAAUAACCUGACAGAUUCAGGAGUGAAGUUGCUCUUUGCAGGAAUGAGGAGUUCUAACUGUAAACUAGAGAAACUUAAACUCUCUUGGUGUGGUCUUACUGAACACUGCUGUGAAGAUCUGGCCUCAGUUUUUAGAUCUCACCACUCUAAGCUGAAAGAGCUGGAUCUGAGAGAUAAUGACCUGUGCGAUUCAGGAGUGAAGCAGCUCUCUGAUGGACUGGGAUAUCCUUACUGUAAACUGGAGAAACUGGGACUGUCGGGCUGUCUAAUCACAGAGGAAGGCUGUGAUUCUCUGGCGUCAGCCUUGAGAUCAAACCCCUCACACCUCAGAGAGCUUGACCUGAGCUACAAUCACCCAACUGGCUCAGGGUUGAAUCUGCUCUUGACUCUACGUAAGGAUCCACAGUACACACUGGAGGAAUUGAUGUUGUCUUCCUGUCUAAUCACAGAGGAGGGCUGUGCUUCUCUGGCCUCAGCUCUGCACUCAAACCCCUCACACUUGAGAGAGCUGGAUUUGAGCUAUAAUCACCCAGGAGAUUCAGGGGGGAAGCGGCUCUCUACUCUUUUAGAGGAUCCACAUUGUAAACUGGAGAAACUGUCGCUAAGGGAGUGUAAUCUGACCAAGGGCUGCUGUGGAGAUCUAGCCUCAGCACUGGCAUCUCCUAAUUCCAGCCUGAGAGAGCUGGAGUUGAGAGACAACUACUUGAGAGAUUCAGGAGUCGAAUUGCUUUUGGCUGGACUUAAGAAUCCAAACUGUAAACUACAGUCAGUAGGACUAAGAGAAUGUGGCCUCACAAAGUGGUGCUGUGAAGAUCUGGCCUCAGUGAUGCAAUCUACCCUCUCCAUGCUGAGAGAGCUGGAGCUGAGAGACAAUGACCUACAAGAUUCAGGGGUGGAGCACCUCUCUCCUGGACUGAAGGAUGCAAACUGUAAAUCAGACAAACUAGGGCUAUCAGCCUGUCUGAUCACAGAGCAAGGCUGUGCUUUUCUGGCCUCAGCUCUAAAAUCAAAUCCUUCACACCUGAAUGAGUUGGAUCUGAGUGACAAUCAUCCAGGAGGCUCAGGACUGAAACUGCUCUCUGCUUUACCAGACAAUCCAGACUAUAAAUGGAAGAAACUACAGUAA
Molecule: messenger RNA, 3826 nt
Organism: Chanos chanos (milkfish)
Lineage: Eukaryota; Metazoa; Chordata; Actinopteri; Gonorynchiformes; Chanidae
Product: NACHT, LRR and PYD domains-containing protein 3-like
Exons: 13
Coding region: 11-3826 (1271 amino acids)
Molecular function (GO): zinc ion binding; protein binding
Source: RefSeq, a predicted model, not a curated record